Messenger RNA from Pygocentrus nattereri (red-bellied piranha), 3711 nucleotides. RefSeq names its product integrin, beta 6 (gene itgb6). The record is from RefSeq and is a predicted model, not a curated record. Gene Ontology annotation, cellular component: focal adhesion; cell surface; integrin alphav-beta6 complex. Lineage: Eukaryota; Metazoa; Chordata; Actinopteri; Characiformes; Serrasalmidae. Gene Ontology annotation, biological process: cell-matrix adhesion; integrin-mediated signaling pathway; cell migration. Bases 379 to 2706 code for a protein of 775 amino acids. The transcript is spliced from 17 exons. Gene Ontology annotation, molecular function: integrin binding.
CAGAUUCAGGCUUAGCCAGAACUCUUGCUAUUAUUAUUAUCCAUCUCUGUUCACUGUUAUUAAUGCUGUUAACGUUGUCACUGAGCAGCAGUGUGACUUCUAUUCCUCACAAUGUUGACUUUCGUUCAAAAAAUGACGUUUUAGCUGGUGUGAAUUCUGUGGUAAAGCUCAAACAACGCAGCCUAUCAGGCGAAUGGAAUGACUAAUGAACUUAAAUCAACGCAAAUCUUUUCGGUGAAUUUUAGCUCCUGUCGUUGACGUAGACGUCUCCCUGUAAAACUAUAAUAAAUGCCCCCUCCUUGCUGUGUUUUCCCGCUCUCCUUCCUCUCACCUGUACGGAAGUGUGUGGAAAAGGCAGGGCAGCGACCUUGAGGACUAAUGGGGAUUGUUUUAAUAAGCCUGUUCCUUCAAUACUGGCUUAGCACCGUCGAAGGGACGUGCUCGGCGCUCACGUGCGACGCUUGUGUGCAGCUGGGGCCGCAGUGCGCGUGGUGCACUCUGCAGAACUUCACGGUGUCGUUGGCGGACGGAGAGCGCUGCGGCACGCUGGAGGAGCUGAGAGCGCGAGGAUGCGCGGGAGAGGCCGUGGAGUUCCCGGUGACCCGCGCAGAGCUGCUCGAGGACGAACCGCUGGGCAGGAGAGCGGGGCGCGCUAACGUGUCUCACAUAGCGCCGCAGAGGAUGGCGCUCAGACUCAGGCCAGGAACUCGGGUGACAUUCCAAGUGAAAGUGCUCCAACCUAAAGACCAUCCUGUGGAUAUGUAUUACCUUAUGGACCUGUCAGCUUCCAUGAUUGAUGAUCUAGAAAGGAUUACACAACUGGGGUCCACUCUUUCCAAAGAAAUGGCUAAUCUCACUAGUAAAUUCCGAUUGGGAUUUGGUUCUUUUGUGGAGAAGCCGAUUUUGCCCUACAUCAAAACUACUCCAGAGGAGCUGGCCAAUCCCUGCAGGAGUGUAGAUUAUGUUUGUCUACCCACAUUUGGAUACAGACAUAUCCUUCCCUUGACAAGCAGCAUGGAUGAGUUCAACAAGAUUAUUUCCAAGCAGCGUGUCUCAGCCAAUAAUGACAUUCCGGAGUGCGGCUUUGAUGCCAUCAUGCAGGCGGCAGUGUGUGGGGACAAGAUUGGGUGGCGGAAUGAUUCCAUGCGCUUGCUGGUGUUUGCAAGUGAUGCAGACUCUCACUUUGGAAUGGACAGCAAAAUGGCUGGCAUUGUAAUCCCUAAUGAUGGCCAGUGUCAUUUGGACAGCAACAAUGAGUAUUCCAUGGCAGGUCACUUGGAGUACCCAACCUUGGGGCAACUUGUAGAUAAGCUGGUGGAAAACAACAUCCUCCUCAUAUUUGCAGUGACAGCCAAUCAGAGACAGAACUAUGAGAAUUAUGCAAAUCUAAUUCCUGGUGCUACAGUCGGGGUGCUGGAAAACGAUUCCCGGAACAUCCUUGAACUGAUUAUGACUGCUUAUAAGGAGCUGAGGUCUGAGAUUGAAAUGGAAGUCUUGGGUGACACUGAACAUCUCCAGAUUUCCUUCACCGCUCUUUGUCAGGAUGGGAAGGUGGACCAAGGGAUGAAACGCUGUACCAACGUCAAAGUUGGAGACACGGUGGCCUUUAACGUGACAGUUGAGCUGGGUAGCUGUUUGGAUGGCCCAAGGCACUUUUCCCUGCGGCCAGUGGGCUUCCAGGACACACUAGAGGUGGAGCUGGAGUCAUUGUGUGCGUGUGACUGCCACCGGACCGCUGAACCAAACAGCAUAUAUUGCAGUGAUGGACAAGGGGCAUUGGACUGUGGCUUGUGUAUGUGCGACCCCGGCUUCAUGGGACCCAAGUGUGAGUGUGAAGAAAGGGAAGGCCAAAUCUCUGACUGCAGGGUGGAGGAGGGAGCAGAGAUGUGCAGUGGGCAGGGCGAAUGCUUUUGUGGGCUGUGCUUGUGCCACCAGUCUAGUUUUGGACAUGUGUAUGGAAAAUAUUGUGAGUGUGACGACUUCUCCUGCCUCAGAUUCCGAGGGAAGCUGUGUGGAGGUAAUGGCAUGUGUGACUGUGGUGAGUGUGUGUGUCACAGUGGUUGGACUGGCGAGUAUUGCAACUGCAGCACUAGCAUGCGCGCGUGUGAAUCCGCAGAUGGGUCAGUCUGCAGCGGACGUGGAAAGUGUGUGUGUGGGAAGUGUGAGUGUUCCGUUCCAGGAGCUUCGGGGGACAAAUGCGAGAAGUGCCUAACCUGUGGAGAUAUCUGUAGCAGAACCAGGUCUUGUGUGGAGUGCUACCUGAAAGAUGAUGAAUUCUCAGAAGAGUGUGUCCAUAAAUGUAACACUAUUCAUACCACUGUCAGCAACUCUACAGAUUUUGAAGAGAGUCGUGCCGUUUUGUGUACUCUUCAGAACGAGAAUGAAUGUCUGAUCUCCUUUGCUUUGGCGACCAGUGAUAAGGGCAACACUGUCUACAAGCCCUGGCUUGAAUGUCCCAAGGCCCCAAACAUCGCGAUGAUUGCUCUGGGUGUCUGUAUGUCUGUACUCACAAUUGGCAUCACACUCCUGGUGGUCUGGAAGCUUCUCGUGUCCGUCCACGACCGAAAAGAGGUUGCCAAGUUUGAAGCAGAGAGAGCUAAAGCAAAAUGGCAAUCAGGCACAAACCCUCUUUUCAGAAGUUCAACAUCAACAUUUAAGAAUGUGGCAUAUAAAAAUACAGGUCGACAGAAAGUUGAUAUAUGUUGAAUAAGCAUUUGUCAAAUUGAUUUGAUGUACAGAAUGUAGACCACUGUUCAUGGAAUGUGUGCGUGCAUGCGUGCGUGUGUGUGUGUGUGUGUGAGAGUGCACGUGAAAGACUUGACUUUUUCAGUGGUAAUUAUUUUCAGUGAUGUUUACAUGUCAUAAAAUGCAUUGUGAAAUCGUUUAUAUUACACAUUUGCUGCUAAACAGUUUUGAAAAUUCAAAUACAGUCAGAUACAGAAUUAUUGGCAACCUUCAGGACUGAAAAAGACAGUCAUUAUUGUACAUGAUAUUGAGAAAUCUUGUAAUUUAACAACAGAAAUAACUUUACUGUUAUAACUGUUUUAAAAAGUUUAUAUUGCUGUAUGAGUGUACUCGUAAUAUUGUCCAUACAGAGCCUUUUAUGAUCUUUUCAAUUUGUAUGUUUGUACUGUAGAUUGUUGUCUGAGCAGAGAUAUUGGAAAAGCACAAGUCACAGCACUGAAGUAGAGAGGGUAAACUUUUUAAAAAUGAAGCCUGUGUUAAUGCAUUCCUGUAGAUUGUCAAACUUACAACCAAAUCUUAGCCUCCUGACGAGAUCAACUAAUUUUUCUUUUUGGUUAAAAGGCAGUGGUACUAUUUAGAGUUCGUUCCUCAUCUUGACAUGAGGUACCAAAUUUUUCUUUUUUAUGUACUAUAGGAGUAAAGUAAGGCCCUAAUACAGCUCCUUACAGCUGAGAUGACCUGCUUUGAAUAGACAAUUAUUACAGCAUUUACAGCUCGUUGUAUUUUAAUCAGGCAUGCUGAAAAUUCUGCAUAUGACUGUGACUUAAUAUAUGCUACUGCAAUUACUGAAAGUCUGAGCAGCACUGGACAUAAUAGUUGUUUCAUAGUAGUUCCGUACGUUUUUUAUAUUGUGUGAUGUGUAUUUUUUUCAUGGGUUUGUGAAACUAGUCACUGAGGCUGAGCCUUGAGCUGUGAUUUAAUAACUUAACUUUUUAAUGUUGAAUAAAGUUUUUGCUGGGUCAAGCA